Molecule: messenger RNA, 4596 nt
Organism: Plasmopara halstedii
Lineage: Eukaryota; Oomycota; Peronosporomycetes; Peronosporales; Peronosporaceae
Product: dna replication helicase dna2
Exons: 4
Coding region: 1-4596 (1531 amino acids)
Biological process (GO): replication fork reversal
Cellular component (GO): cytoplasm
Molecular function (GO): 5'-flap endonuclease activity; single-stranded DNA helicase activity
Source: RefSeq, a predicted model, not a curated record
AUGGACACGGCGCGCACGCCGAAGCGUAGGCGCCGAUGGCCCAAUUCCAGUACGUCUAAACGUGCCAGGAAAAGGACGUCAACUUCUUCAUCGAUUGAUCGCACACCAGUGUCAGGAGGCAAAGAGUCUAAAAUCGUAUGGAAGGAUUCACCAGCGGACAAGCAAAUCAAAGUGUCGGGUACUGGAAAGAUGGCGGUGCGGAGAGAAAUGCAGGGUUUCGUGGGACGGCUGGCACGUGCUAGUCAGCAGUCGCCCCCCUCUCACAGCAAAGAUGACGAGAAUCAGAGUCAAGAGCGUGGCCACACGCACCGGAAGACAGUACAGUUGGGAGAGAAAAAAGCUGAAAAUUUGAAGAAUAUCAUUUCGAAAACUGGUGACGUAAGAGAGAGGACGUCGAGUUUUACUCAGGACGAGCUAUUUGAUGUGUUAGAUCAGAUGGAAGAAAAAUAUGCGAGUCCUGAUGGAGUGGCCUCAAGGCUCUCGUUGCGAGUAAAAAUGCCGCAAGAUCAGCAUUCCCAGCAGGCUUUAAAAACUGCAGAAGCUUUAGAUUUGACACAGAACGGGAACUUGAUGUCGACAUUGUCUUCUAGCAAUUCAUCUACAGGGACGUUGUCACCACGCUCAUUGCGAACGCAGGAGGCAAGUAAGACACAGGAACGACCCAGAAAUCAGGAGGUUGUCAAAGCUUUGAUAUCGAUUAACGAAGAAGAACCAGUUAGCAAAAAGAAAGUAUUUGUGAUUGAUUCGGAUCCGUUUGAUGACUUGACGGACGAGUCGUGGGCAUUAUUGGAUCAGCUGCAGAGCCAGAGAGCACAAACUGAAGCGAAUAUAGUACUUCCACAGUCAAAGACGGAGAUUGUGUCACCGCAGAACCUUGCACUAACUCCGCGACCGAUGCCGUCGGCUGCGCAUAAAAUGAUGAAGAAGACGCUUUCGCCAGUGCCUUUUCUUAAUGAUGCCGUAUCAGAGGUGCGAUCGCAAGAAGGGAUUACUUCAGCUCUUCAACUAGUUGAGCCCGAAAGUUACAAACGCUUUCUAGUGCUUGAGGUGGAUCGUAAAGAUGAAAAUCGCUCACUUCUUUUGCGUCUACUAGAUGACCAGGAUGUGCAGAAUGAGGCAAUAUUGAGAGACGACUGGUAUGACUCAAUCAUUGACGCGGGCGAUACGAUCAACAUUGUCUUUACUGAGCAGGACAAGGAUGGUUUUUAUUCGCAGGACGGAAUCGGAAUGCCAGUAGAUAGUCAGCAAAUUUUGGUUGAUAAUGCACACAAUAUCGUGGUUGUACAUCCAGACAUUCUGGUUUCACCCACUAGGGUAACGACAAGUUUUGGGUGCUUGCGACGAGCAGUUCUUCAGGAAACCCUAGCUGUAAGUCGUCCAACGAACAAGAAGGCUUUUUGGGGUACAUUGAAACAUGAACUCUUUGAGUUUGCACUUCUUCAUGGCUUGGAUAGUUCUGAGAGUUUUCUUGAAGCAGCAAAACGAAUUAUAACCUCAAAUAUUCUAGGUCUCGUGGAGUGUGAAGUAAAUGAAGAGGAUGCUCUUUUGGAGUUGAAGAAGGUGAUCGAGGAAUUUCGAUCUUGGAUUAGCGCCGCUAUUGUCGGAUCUGGAACCCCGUUAAACGUAGAUUCGUCGAAUAAUCGAACAAAGGUGCAUGUAGAUCGAGUGAUAUCGACAGAAGAAAUGGUGUGGUCCAUUAAGUGGGGACUAAAGGGUGCAACAGAUGCGUCGGUUGAGGGAACAAUCCUUGUGUCGGGGUCUUGUGAACGUCAAGAAAAGACAGUUUUUCCAGUUGAGCUUAAAACGGGGAUCAAGACAACUAUGGGAGAUCACCAAGGUCAAGUACUUCUCUAUACACUUUUACUUAACGAGCGGUAUCGGCAACGGUGUCAGGAUGGGCUACUCAUCUAUGUGCCACCCAUACAGACGAACCGUAUUGCAGCAGUUACUACUCAUGUUCGUGGACUCAUCAUGACUCGCAACCAUUUUGCUAGUGCCGUUGCUCGAGUCAAGUCCAUUGGAGGCUCAUCAUCUACUCAGGUUUAUCCAUCCAUGAUACGCAACCGCCGAGAUUGCGAGCGUUGUUUUCAAAUUGACGAAUGCGUUUUGCAUCACGCAGCAACAGAAAAUGGCACAGAGAAAUCUAGUGGUCUUGACGAUCUCUUCACUUUAAAGACGCAGCAUCUUGGUGAAGAAGAUUUAAAUUAUUUUAAGCAGUGGAUUCGCCUUAUCGAAUUAGAGCAGCAACAUGCUGAAAAGAACUUACGCUCUCUUUGGCUUCAAAUUGGAUGGAAACGUGAGCAAGCACACGCGAGUAGUACGUGCCUUGCUCAUCUCAAAUUAGUAUCUGAUACACCUGCACCUUCAAAUUCUGGAGGGAAACGAAUAUUGCGUUUCGUGCGCGAUCGGCGAAAGCGAUGCGAUACUGGUCCGAGGAACAACAGUAAGUUAAGUACACAGCUUCAGCCAACAUCGUUUGCAGGCGUGCACUUCAGAGCGGAUGAACGUGUCAUCCUAUCGGUUGAAUCGCUGGACGGAAAAAGGAUGCUACUUCAUGUUUCUCGUGCUACGGUUCGCCAGGUUGAGCAUGGACUUAUAACAAUCGAAUCGCGUCAAAAUAUCCCGUCCAUAGUAAAGAGUGGCCAUUCUGUGGUCGGAAAGGAAUAUACAUGGAGACUAGACAAAGAUACCAUAUUAAGUGGGUUGCAACGUGCAAAGGAAAAUCUUGUGCGCCUGUUUAUUGGAAUUCCUCCUGAGGCCAUUACAUCAGGAACAAACGUAGCGAAGCGACCGGAAUUACAGGUGCGGUUGGCGUCAGCGAUACAGCUAAAUAGUCAUGAUAAUGACGAAGACAGCGCAUCUGGUGCAGGUGACUCGAGACGAAGAAAUUUGAUUAUUCACCUUACUCGGCCACAAUUUAAAGUGAGUCGAAUAACAGACCUCAUCACGCAGCGUUGUCAAGACUCUUCUACGAAUCUACCAAGCAUUAGCGUAGCAGCACAUGGCCAAUUGCUGUUGGAUGCGUUUUAUGCAUUAAACAUUGACCAGCAGCAGGCCGUUCAGCGUGUGUUGAAUUCACUCGAUUAUGCAUUGAUACUUGGAAUGCCGGGAACAGGCAAGACCGCGACAAUUGCGUUUACCGUUCGAGUGCUGCUGUUUCUUGGGUUUUCAGUCCUCGUAACGAGCUACACGCAUUCCGCAGUGGACAAUUUGCUACUAAAGCUGCUUGCAUAUGAACUUCCCAUACUUCGUAUUGGCGACAGUGCACAAGUGCAUCCUAAAAUUGCUGCCUUCACACUCACUCGGCAAGCUGAACAAGAAAAAAUUGUGAGUGUUCGGGCCAUGGAAUCCAAGAUGAUGAAUGCUCAGCUGGUGGGAUGUACCUGCUUAAGUGUGAACAGUCACGUGCUCUUUGCAAAGCGUCGAUUUGAUUUUUGUAUUGUCGACGAGGCUACCCAAAUUACACAGCCUAUUGUUCUGGGUCCUUUACGUUGUGCAGAUACAUUUGUACUCGUAGGAGACCACUAUCAGCUUCCGCCACUUGUAGCAAACGCUCAAGCUCGUAAAGAAGGUAUGGAUGUGAGUUUAUUUCGAAAAUUGGCUGAGGCUCAUCCAGAAGCAACUCAACAAUUAUCGUAUCAAUAUCGAAUGAAUCGAGACAUUAUGUUGUUGGCAAAUCGACUGGUGUACGGCGACAAGCUUAAAUGUGGUUCGUAUAAAGUUGCUUCGAACCAUCUUACAUUACGAUGGCAACAGCGAGAUAUAUCUGGACUGAAGUAUAUGUGGCCGAUGCAAAUACUGUCGAACAAUCGAGGUGUUGUGUUCUUGGAUACAGACGCAAUGGGUGAAGUAACAAAAGAAAGCUCUAGCGCUGUACAGCUUCGGCCCAAUAGUCGCCGACGUAUGGAAAAUAUUGUUGAAUCACAAAUUAUUGCUGGGUUGGUGGAACUUUUAGUGCUAGGGUGUGUCCCACCUGACGAAAUCGCCGUAAUCUCUCCAUUUCGUUCUCAAGUAGCGUUGAUUCAGCAACAUUUGAAGACGGUUUGUUCAUUUCAGCGAGCCAAUAGACAUGACUUGGUGCACUCUAUUGAAGUGAGCACCAUUGAUAAAUAUCAGGGUAAGGACAAAAGCGUAAUUUUGGUAUCUUUUGUUCGAAGUAAUGAAGAAAAGCAUGUGGGCGAAUUGCUUACCGAUUGGCGUCGUAUCAAUGUGGCUCUAACGCGUGCUAAGCAGAAGCUUAUUUUAGUUGGAUCGAAGUCAACACUUAGUGGUGGGAGUGCCCUGUUUCACGUUUUGUCAAAGGUUAUACAAGAACAACAAUGGGGAUACAAAUUACCUCGUGACGCAAUUCAAAUUCUUAAAACGGUACUAGGAAGUUUCGCGGCUGUCGAACCUGAGUCUGAACGAGACACUAGUCCUGAAUCGAAAUUAGGUGAUAAUGUGGAAUGUUCAAUACUUAAACGCUCUGCUGCUAAUGGUAACGACGAUAUUGAAGCGCUUGUUCCUGAUAUCUCAAGUGUUUCCCAUCGGUCUAGACAGCGAACUCGCUCAUCACAGAUGAAACCCAUUUUGCGUGACAUUUUUGGGGAGAUGUGA